Messenger RNA from Leptopilina boulardi, 1662 nucleotides. RefSeq names its product serine/arginine repetitive matrix protein 2-like. The record is from RefSeq and is a predicted model, not a curated record. Lineage: Eukaryota; Metazoa; Arthropoda; Insecta; Hymenoptera; Figitidae. The coding region runs from base 109 to 1374 and encodes 421 amino acids. The transcript has 2 exons.
AAGCCCGGACACGUGGUCAGGGAUAUCGUCGUGGAGAGACGUGAGAGAGAGCAGAGAGGCCAGAGAGAGGGACAGGGAGAGGGACAGAGAGAGAGACGUAGGAGAAUAAUGCCGUACGAUCGCAUCGGGCAGAGAGGGAUGGAGAGAAGUCGUCAUCGUCCAUCGACGGACUUCGGUGUGGAACCGCGAGGUCAAGGACGAAUGACGAGAAGUCGCAGUCAAUCCGCCCAUAGGCCAGGGGGCGAGUUCCAACCGGACACGACGGCUACGAGAGGGGCAUCAUUACUGAUGUUCCCGAAUAGAGAUGUGCCGCUUCCCAACCCGUUGGAACCGGUGAGACCAGGGAAGGAUAAAACCAAGAGGCCAGAGAGAGAGUUAGGAACGGAGGAAGGUGCAGUGGGUGGAGCAACAGGCCAAAGAAGGAGGGAAGAGAGACGGGAGGAUCUCCGGGGAUUAGAAGGGUUCGAGAGACAACAACUCGAAGGUUCCCACAAUCAGAACAAAGUGGAGAUCGUGGUCCCGUAUACUUGGCCAGCAGAGAGAAGCAAGGGGGAAAGCGAAGAGGCGUAUGAGAGCCGCCUUGCAGAGCACGAGUUGGAGAGUUUCCUCCGUCACGGGUCGGUGUACCCGACGAGAGAUUUGGCCCGGCUAAAGAGUCGCCAAAGUGAGGCCAAGUCGGCCAGACAGAAGCCAGCCUUGAGGAAAGAGGACAUGGAGAGCACGGCACCGACCCCGAGGGAAGCGCGUUCGCAUUCCCCACAUCCAGGGCCGCCUAAUCGUCGAGAACCGGAAAAGAGAGAAGCGGCAAAUUCAAUGAGCGCUCAUUCUUCACGGGAUUCCCGAAAUGUAGUGACACAACGGCCAGAGAGAGUAGAGGAGAAUAGAAGUAGAGAGGUGGGAACGAAGAGAGCACCGCUGAAGAUCAAAACUUCAGGAGUGAUCUUCGGGAAUUUAAAGGCAAUUCCCACGGUUAGUGCAAUCGACCCCCCACCAUACGCCUGUUUCCAGUGUUGGAGGUUCGACCAUAAGCUGGAAGCCUGUCGGAAUACCAAAAGAUGGCCAUAUUGCCUAAAUUGUGGUCGUCGAUUGGUAACGGUCGAGACUUGUCCGCGUUGUGCAGAGGCAUACGCAAGGAGAGGGAAACAAGUGGUUGACCGAGUCGAGCGGGUCAACAAGCGAGAAGAGACAGAGGCAAGGAAGCCAACAAGGGAAGAGACCCCAACAGGAGAAGGCGAGGACAGAGAAGUGAAGGAGAAGGGCGGUGAUGACGAUCUAAUAUCAAAGAUCUUAGAGAUCACGAAAGCCCUAGCGGGACUUCCGGCCUCCACCAUAGACAAGGCCAUAAACCAGCUGCUGGAGGAGAGGAGGAAGUAGUUGGAAAGGAGGGCGGACGUGUAGGAGGGAGUUUCCAGCCAGAGAGAGAGAGAGAGGAGUUCGGACAGAGAGAGAGGAAGGGAGUAGGCCAGAGUGAGAGAAGGAGGGACAGACGGACAGAGAGAGAGUAACGGGCGAACCAUGGCCAGAGAGAGUCGGAGGAGAGGACCAUGGUUGCAGCUGGUUUGGUAAGAAAUAAAAUUUUUUUAUUUUUAUUAUCAUUUUCUUUUUUUUUGUUGUUAUAUGACGAUCCUACCAGGAGUAGUUCCGGUCAUGGGGAGGGGAUUG